AUGGCGACACAUCGCACCUCGUCCGGCCAUAGUCGCCGUGAGACGGCUCCCGUUGUCGAGAUUCCCGUCGGAGACUUCAUUCGCAAGAACGAGAUUGGCAAGGGCAGCUUCGCUACUGUCUAUCUCGCCUCACACAGGAAGCGCAAGUCGUACGCUGCCAUCAAAUCCGUCGUCACAGGAAAGCUUACCGGAAAGCUGAGGGAGAAUCUCAACUCCGAGAUCAACAUCCUGAGAAAGCUGCAGCACCCUCACAUUGUUGCCUUGUUUGAGUGUGUUGACACCCCACAGCACAUCCAUCUUGUCAUGGAAUACUGUCAAAUGUCGGAUCUGGCUGCGUUCAUGAAGGGUAGAGCCCGGAUUGCUGGUCUGCCAGAGACACACGACAUCUUUGACAGAUACCCAAACGCGACCAAUGGUGGACUGAACGAAGUCCUGGCUCGCCACUUCCUCAAGCAAAUCGCAAGCGCUCUCCAGUACCUGCGCAAAUACAACCUCAUUCAUCGUGACAUCAAACCGCAGAACUUGUUGCUUAAUCCGCCUCCAACGUACAUGCAGCAACAAAGAACAGAGGAUGUGCCCUUGGCAGCAAGCGAGAACUCUCUGAUUCCCGCCGUUGGCCUGGCUUCUUUGCCGAUGCUGAAGCUUGCCGACUUUGGCUUUGCCCGUCACCUUGCUAGUACUUCUCUGGCCGAGACUCUUUGUGGAUCGCCCUUGUAUAUGGCUCCGGAAAUUUUGGCAUACCAGAAGUACGAUGCCAAGGCAGACCUGUGGUCUGUAGGCACUGUGGCGUACGAGAUGGUCGCCGGAAGACCCCCUUUCAAGGCGACCAACCAUGUUGAGCUACUACGCAAGAUUGACCAAGCCCAGGAUGUGAUUCAGUUUCCCGCGGGCUUACUUGUAUCUCGGGAGUUCAAAGAUACCAUCAAAUCUUUGUUGAAGAGACAGCCUACCCAACGCGUCAGCUUUGAUCGUUUCUUUGGAAGCUCUACGAUAGUUGGCGACAUCCCGGGCCUUGUCGACGAUGACAAACCUCGUGUCGCUGAUUCAUCCGAGCCUGACAUUGCUAUGUCUGCAUUGAGUCUCCGUCUGCAGCAACAGUCCAUCAACAGCCCCGAGCAAGAGAUCGAUGCUGCUGGCACUGGUAGAGCUGUUCGUGAUUCCCCUCUAGCUGUGACCAGAAGACCACCACCUGCGACUACCUCUCCAAGCGUCGAGCCUAUCAAGAGACCCCAGAUGCCAAUUCAACGUUGUCAAACCACGGCAGCCAUUACUUCAGCGAACCCGGCGGACACGAAACGUUACGCCACUCCAGUGGAACAAAAGAGACCGCCCUUGAUUCCAACCGCAACGGCUCCCCCACGUCAAGAACUACAGCAUGCGACACCUCUCAACCAAGGUAGGCCUAGUAACCCACGUUACGUUCCGUCACCCAGUUCUUCGGCUCCCCAAGCAUCGCCCAUGCAUGACAGACCUGCGCGAGAUUCGCGCGAUACUAACACAGCUCAUGACCUGACAUUCGAGAAAGAGUAUGUGAUGGUUGAAAAGAAGGCCGUCGAGGUGAAUGCCUUCGCCGAUGAGCUGGCCGAUCGCAACAGGCCGUCCGAAAACUACACCGGUGGUUUGAUACGACGUGCAACAGCUCAAGGCGUGCCUGGCUCUAACGUCGUAUCGAAUGCGUUGCAGGCGGUAUCUUCCAAGCAACCUGGCGCUCUACACGGUCGUCGUACGUCUUUCGAUCAACGUCGCCAGGCUCCAGCACCCACAGACUAUCUAUCGAGAGUCUUGAAUGCAGCCAACACACGCAUCCGUCAAGUUAUCAGCGGUGGCUCUCCGACCUUCCCACAAGGAAUUUCGCCACCUCAAGGAUAUGCCGGCUUCCCUACAUCUUCUGCACCUCCUCUUCCUCUGAUGAUCAGUGAUGGAAGAAGCUCGCCAGGCAGCUUUGAUGAAGACACACGUAUGCUCCAGCUCGUAGAAGAGGGUGCAACCCGAAGUGAUGUGGUGUACGGCUUCGCAGAGGUGAAAUAUCGACAGCUGCUUCCUGCGACGCCAUCUGCAGAGGACAGAACCGCGAUUCGCCAGAUCAGUGCUUUGGAGCAACCUCUCAAGACCGGCGAUGACAUUGAUGAUCAAGAUCUUACACAAAUUGCCAUUGUAGCAGUGGCCGAAGAGGCCUUUGUCCUAUACGUCAAAGCUUUGGCCAUCCUGGUCAAGACCAUCAACGUUGUCAAGUACUGGUGGGACCGCCAACGCAGAGCCGAAACCCCGCCUGGAUCACUUCCAUCAAGACUCGGUGAGACCAAACAAAGCUCGUCAGAGAUGAGCAAAAAGAUGAACAACGUUGUCCAAUGGGCUCGCAAUCGAUUCAACGAGAGUCUUGAGAAGUCAGAAGUCGUCGGACGUCGUUUGAUCGAGGCACAGAAGCAGCUCCCAGCUGGUCACCCAGGACAUCCUGACAAUCACGGUCAGCUACAGUCAUCUGGCUCUGGCAACACCUUGAGCGCUGCCGUUGACCAGAUUCAAUUAACCAGUGGCGUCACAGCAGAGAAACUAAUGUUCGACCGCGCUGUUGAAAUGAGUCGUGCUGCCGCUGUCAACGAGCUUGUGGGAGUUGACUUUGGCGGCUGCGAGCUCAGCUAUAUCACAUCAGUCAUGCUAUUGGAGGCUGUCCUGGAGAACGACGAUGAGCCUUUGCUUUCGAAGCCUAGCGGAAACAAGACCAAGGCAGGCAACACAGUUAUCAAUGGCAUGGAGUCGGAAGAUCGUGACGCAGUUCUCAAGUUGAUUGAAGGUACCCGAGGCAGACUCGAUGGUCUUCGUCGCAAGCUCAAGCAACAAAUGUUGCCGAGGCAGCCUACCCCUUCAACAUCCAGACCUAUGGCAAGAACAUCUUCAUCACCAGGCACAGCAAUGGGUACACCACCGAGAUGA
Messenger RNA from Aureobasidium pullulans EXF-150, 2931 nucleotides. RefSeq names its product kinase-like protein. Lineage: Eukaryota; Fungi; Ascomycota; Dothideomycetes; Dothideales; Saccotheciaceae. The transcript is spliced from 3 exons. Gene Ontology annotation, cellular component: autophagosome; cytoplasm. Gene Ontology annotation, biological process: protein autophosphorylation; peptidyl-serine phosphorylation; autophagosome organization. Gene Ontology annotation, molecular function: ATP binding; protein serine/threonine kinase activity. Bases 1 to 2931 code for a protein of 976 amino acids. The record is from RefSeq and is a predicted model, not a curated record.